Messenger RNA from Prosopis cineraria, 1267 nucleotides. RefSeq names its product protein DETOXIFICATION 41-like. The transcript is spliced from 2 exons. The record is from RefSeq and is a predicted model, not a curated record. Lineage: Eukaryota; Viridiplantae; Streptophyta; Magnoliopsida; Fabales; Fabaceae. The coding region runs from base 145 to 684 and encodes 179 amino acids.
AGUCACUGCAGAAAAGAAAUCAUGAGCUGAGUUCAGGACAAUCAGCCUCUGCUAUUUCCCGAUAAUAGGCUUUAUAGUGAUGUUUGGAUUCCACAUUACACUUCAGCAGAGGUAGAGGACUUGCUGGGACAUGGCGAGAAGCAGAUGGUUUCUAUGAAAUGGUGGGGCAGGGUUGUUGCAUGGGAGGGAAGGCUGAUUUGGCUUCUAUUAUGGCCUGCUGUUAUUGCUGGUGUAUUCAACUAUAUGCUAACUUUCAUUACCCUCAUUUUUGUUGGCCACCUGGGUGACUCACAGUUUGCUGGUGCCUCUCUUGCUUGUCUGGGACUUCAAGGUCUUUCUUUUGGACUUAUGCUUCAUUGGAAGAUCGGAGAGCAAUGGUAUUGCAGAGUAUGGCCAAGUUUUUGGGCGUCAAUCAGUCCCUCAACUCUAUGCAUAUGCAGUUCACUUCCCUUUGCUGGGGUUUCUCAUGGCACAGAACUUAAUGAACUUUCUUGCGUACCUAGCAGUUGGUGUUUUCUUCUUGCAUGUGCUUCUAACAUGGCUAGUGGUUUCUUUUCUAGGCUUUGGCCUUCGGGGGGCUGCUCUUACUUUAGGCUUUUCUUGGUGGGUUCUUGUGAUUGUCACAGGACUCCAUAUUACUCUGAGUCCCUCUUGCAAGGAAACUUGGACCGGUUUCUCAAUUAAAGCCUUCACGUUAAAAGGACUCUGGCCUUAUUUCAAGCUAACUGUUUCUUCUGCUGCUAUGAUAUGGUAUGUGUCAAAACCGCUCUAUGGAAAAUUUUCAAGUAGACUCGAUUGGUGGAAGAUAGAUAGAUGCAAGACAGGCACACUUUUGAAUGAAACCCACCUCUGAUUUGCUUUCAUGCCUACCCUAGGAACUAGGGAAAAAAUGGUGCAUCAAUGUGCUAGCCAAAUUUUUUGAGUACUCGAAUUCACAAUAUUGGCAUGCAAAAUAAGAUUUGUAUGUCUUUUUUCGGUGUAGCAGUAAUUAAGGGCUGCUGCUAUCGAAACUCAAAUAGUCAAAUUUACCAAGGUCUCUCUGUUUCUGUUUGGUUUAGAUUUUAUUAUUUAAUUUAUUAUGAAGUUGAAAGUGAUUCUGUUGUAUCUUUGCAAUUGUGACAGAGGGAGAAAGAGAGGGAAAGAGAGAGAAGAGAGAAGAGAGGUAUAGAGAAGAGAACAAGGGGAGUAAUCUGAACACGUACCGUAUCGUUCAAGUCAUAUUCUGAAUUUACAAUAGGUAUCUAUUUAUAGGCUAGGCUCCUGCCCA